CAGACGAAGAGAAUUAUCGUAGUUAUAUCUACUACAUUGUACUAUGGUAUAUUAAAAAAUUGGAUAUAUAUACUGUAUACUAUAGCGUAGCAGUAGUACUAUAACAGUAUACUACAGCAUACUAUAGUAUGGUAGUAAUAAGAUAGCGGUAUUUUGUUCGUUAUAUUAUAGUGCAAUGUAAUGAUAUAUGUUAUGUGUGGCUUGACUUAUUUAAGCAGAGAAUUCGUAUCGUUGUAUGUGAGAGAAAAUGUACACGAAUCCAGGCUCCAAGACCGAACGAACAUCCCCCCGUAGUGGCUCCUCUCCUGACCCUCGGUUAAUUAUUCAUUUACCGCAAGUUCCACACUCGUUCAUUUGCUUACUACACACCUCUUGUCAGAUACUGACUCAUGACUCACCUACUAUUUCAUGUCCCAUACACCUUUCUCUGUUUCAAACAGAACUGAGGAGGACUGAGUGCCUACCCAGUAGGCUCAGUAGUCCGUCCCUAUCGAUGGUUAUCAAGGUAAUGCUAAUCCCAUAUUAUAUCAAUACUCCUCAUAUUUUGUAUACUCGUCUUUUGUAACUUUGAAAGAUUUGGUUUUACAUAACGGGCAAUGUCCGGUGAUCAGUUAAAAAAAAAAAAAAAAAGAAAUUUGCGAAACGUAUGAAAAACUAAAUCUUUCAAAUGAGUGAUUAUGUAGUCGGUUUGUUAGCUAUAGCCCGAUAUUGUGACUUUCACCUGUAUAUGUAUCGUUGUACUUAUAUUUUUUAUUACUUAAUUCACUUGGGAUUGCAGUGAAAAAUUAAAAAGAAUA
This is a messenger RNA of Frieseomelitta varia, 797 nucleotides long. RefSeq lists its product as uncharacterized. The record is from RefSeq and is a predicted model, not a curated record. The transcript is spliced from 2 exons. NCBI's taxonomy places the organism in Eukaryota, Metazoa, Arthropoda, Insecta, Hymenoptera, Apidae. The coding region runs from base 248 to 565 and encodes 105 amino acids.